Polistes canadensis is the source of this 1516-nucleotide messenger RNA. Its product is annotated as activating signal cointegrator 1 complex subunit 1-like. The transcript has 8 exons. Gene Ontology annotation, biological process: regulation of DNA-templated transcription; DNA alkylation repair. Bases 379 to 1431 code for a protein of 350 amino acids. Gene Ontology annotation, cellular component: nucleus. Gene Ontology annotation, molecular function: RNA binding. NCBI's taxonomy places the organism in Eukaryota, Metazoa, Arthropoda, Insecta, Hymenoptera, Vespidae. The record is from RefSeq and is a predicted model, not a curated record.
GAGAUAGCGCUGCUGUAUUCAACCUUACGCACAUCUGCUAUGAGUAUAAUCAAUGUACAAUGUAUGAAUUCAUUAAUGUCAAACAUAUAUGGCACAUACGUAUAGGUAAAAAGAUGAAAAAUACUCCCAAGGUACUGCAUAAACCCACGUAAAGGAAACCUAGCAAAAAAAAAAUAAGAAACUUAUUUAUGUAUUAAAUAAUUAUUAUUAUUAUAUAAAACACACACACACAAUUACUAAGUAACAAUAAAAUUAAUUAUUUUUUAAAUUAAUUUUGAAAGUAAUUAUGGAAAAAAAAUCACAAUUAUCAGGUUAUAUCAUAAAAGUGAGCUGUCAUAAUAGAAAGUGAAUUGAAUAAUUCUUACUUAAUACUUAAUAAUGGAUGUAUUAAAACCAGAACUAAUAUGGGUAGAUGGAAGGUGUUAUAGAUUUUUUGAAAGUGAAGCUUGGAUAAAUAAAAGCAAUAUGGAUUCAUAUAUAGAAGAAGAUUAUCAGGCAGAUUAUACAGAUGAAGAAUCUUUUGAUCUUAAUUCUGAAAUAGUACCUCAUGGAGAAACAAAAUUCAAGAUUUCGUUCCAUGUUCCAAAACCAUUUUUUUCAUUCAUUGUUGGUUCCAAGAAUGCAGUACGUAAGAGAAUAGAAAUUGAAACCAAAACGAGUAUACAAGUUCCUAAGCCAGAACAAGAUGGAGAUAUAGUUAUAAUCGGAUCAGAUCAUAGAGGCAUUUUAUCAGCUCGGCGUCGAAUUGAUUUAAUCGUAGAAGUGUCUAGGAAAAAAUUAACUUCCACGCAUUUUCUGUCUAUACCAUUAAAUGUUCAAGGGAUUACUGAAAAUUUUAAUUCGUUUAAAAGUAAUGUCAUUCAAAAAUAUGGGGGAAUUGCUACUGGCAUUGAAGAAAUUCUUUUCCAGAAAGCAAGUAAAUUGCAUCUUACUUUGGGAAUGCUUACUUUACUAGAUGAGGGAGAAAGAAAGCAAGCAGUACAAACGUUAAUGGAUUGCAAACAACAUGUUAUUGACCCUUUCAUUGAAAAGCAUGGCUUAUUUACCAUUGAAAUAAAAGGUGUUGAUUGCAUGAAUGAUGAUCCAAGUGCUGUUAAAGUUCUUUACGGAAUAGUAUUUACAGAAAAUGAUGCAUUGCAAGAAUUAUCUAAUCGAAUUGUAGACUAUUUUGCAGAAAAGGAAUUAAUGCCAAAAAGAACCAAGGAUGUUAAACUACAUGCUACGUUUAUGAAUAUAUCGUACAGAAAGGAUGAAAACAAUGUAGUAGCGGAUAAAAAUAUUAACCAAUUAUUUGAUGCCACGAAAAUUAUGAAAGAAUAUAAAGAUAAAUUCUUUGGUAAAACAGAUUUAAAAGAAAUUCAUUUGUCUCAACGUAAAACAGCUACUGAGAAGAACUUUUAUCAAGCAACAGCUAAAAUUACAUUGGGGUGAGAGACAACAAUUAUAAAAAAGUAAAUUUUAUAUUAUACAUGUAAAUAUGUUUAAUUAUAAUAAAUAAUAUUCUAGCAAAUGUAAA